Molecule: messenger RNA, 2700 nt
Organism: Osmerus eperlanus (European smelt)
Lineage: Eukaryota; Metazoa; Chordata; Actinopteri; Osmeriformes; Osmeridae
Gene: fam222aa
Product: family with sequence similarity 222 member Aa
Exons: 3
Coding region: 1024-2559 (511 amino acids)
Source: RefSeq, a predicted model, not a curated record
GUCAGUUUCGGCAGCUCAGCACCGGGGUAGGACCGCAUCCCGAAGCGCAGUGCGCUGCCUUUAACAACUGAAUAUUUAUUCUGCCAUUAUCAACAACAGUUCGUAACUGAAUUAAAGACAGGAACAAGUAAAAGGAUUCUGCGGAGCUCAUUGUUUACAUCUCAAUCGGAUAUCUAAGACUAAAUUGGGAGCAGACCUCUUAGAAGGGCUGCCGACACCACCGGGGAAAGUGCAGACGGACACUCAAUCAGGAUUUCGUUUAGCGUUUGAUUCAGAUGAUCUUUCUUUCCACGGCACAUUAUCAAAGCUCGGUGUCGCUAUACUUUGGUACCGUAGAGGUUCAACAUCAUAUCACCAGGACGUAAAGGUCAGCGUAUUUGCGAGGUGCGGAUUGAAUAGGUUGAGUAGGUGGAGCACUUACUGAACCAAUGCGUAAUAACGGGACAUUUGGGAAUUAUGUUCACACAGUAAAUCUUUGGGAUUGAUUUUAGCCGACGUUUUGUAGGAACCUUCACUGGAGCGAUUCGUACAGACGCGAAUACAAGUGAGGACGCAAGCGGGAUCCAGAUACUGGGCUACUUUGUUUCCGAGGGCUAAAGGUUGAAGCUGAUGGCUAGGUGCGCAUUUUAACAAGGCGAAAUUGUCACGCAACGUUCCCGAAAUUGCCGACCUGUUAUUGAGCGUACUUAACACUAUUAGCAAUCAUUGAAUAACGGAAAGUAGCCUUGAGGGUUCGACUAUCCGGCUUGGAACCAGUUCCCCCACUGAAUAUGUGCUUUGUGACGAAAAGAGAGGAAUAAACUGCUAAAUCGUUGACCACCUAGGAGUUGUCAAAAGAAACCUGUUUAAAGCCGUUUCUGGAUUUUGGCGAGCAGAAUGCAACACUAUUGAUUUGGACAGCGACGCACUGAGGCAGUCUGCUCACCCUUCGCUACAAGCUGCAUGGAGUUCUAGCCAGCACCACCAAACAAUUUAUGGUUGGCCUCAGUAGUGUCCAGGCUGUUGUGUUGCUCCUGCCCUGCCAUGCUGGCCUGUCUGCAGAGGAGGCAGAACCCUCCAUCUCAACACCACCCGGUGUGCACCAGCAAGAGCCUGGAGCCGCCGGCGCCGCAAGCCCUCGCACGAAAAUGUGAGCUGGCGGUGCCCAUGCAUUCCCCGCGCUACCCCAGCGUGGCCGAGCUGGACGCCUAUGCCCAGAAGACGGCCAGCAGCCCGCUCUCCAUCAAGAUCUUCCCCACCAACAUCAGGGUCCCCCAGCACAAGCACCUUAAUCGGACUGUGAACGGCUACGACACCACAGGCCAGCGCUACAACCCCUACCCGCUCUUCCACACGGGGGGGUAUCACGGCCUGCUGGCCAUCGUCAAGACCUCCGCGUCCGCGUCCUCGUCGCUCUCCUCCUCCUUUGCCCCCGCCAAGGGGGUUCUCAAGAACUCGGAAGGCAGGCGGACUAAACUCUCCCCGGCUCAGAUAGCUGUGGCUCCGUACCCGCCGCCUAGCAGUAGCACUUUAGCCAAUGGCCACGGUCAGGUGGUGUACCACACCAAGCCCCCCGAGGGCCCCGGCCUCUCGGUCCCCCCCAACGUCACCGUAGCUGGCUCGGUGAUCCCCAUGACCGGGGGCCGGGGCCUGGCCCUGCCCCCCCAAUCCAACCUGCCCUCCAUCCAGAGCAUCAUCUACCAGAUCAACCAGCACUGCCAAGCCCAGGCCCUGCAGCAGGUGUGCCAGCCCGGGGGCGCCGCCUCGAUGCCCUCCAGCCACAGCCCUUGCAAGCAGGGCAUGGGGGUCUCGUCGGGGUCCUCCGGGGCGGGCUACGUGUCGGGCAUGGCUCCCCAGCCUAACCUGGUGUACAGCGGGGGGGCGGCGGGGCUUCCCGGACACAGCUCGGAGGCUGUGAAGGCUGGGAUGUACUCAGACAGCAUGGACUACAUCCUGUGGCAGAAGCAGCAGCAGCAGCAGGCUGUGCUCCGCAUGUACAGCGCUGGAAGCGGGGGAGGAGGGGCCAUCAGCAAGUCCCCCGAGACCUGCCUCCCUGGAGGGGCGAUGAUGGCUGCUCAGGUGUCCUCCUCCUCCUCCAGGCCGUACCACCUGACGGCCAGCGGCGGGGCCGGAGGCCUGGACAAGGUCAGCUCGUCCCCGCUGAACUGUGUGGGGAUGCACGGGAACUUCUCCGUGGGUCAGUACUUCGCCCCGCCCUGGAACAGCGUGCUGGUGACCCCCGACAGUGACUGCUACAACCCCCAGGACCUCCUGGGGACCUCCGCAGCCGGGCCCAACACGGGCCACAGGGAGAUGGGCUACCCCCACCACCACCACCACCACCAUCACCACCACCCCGCCAUAGACAGCGGCGGAGGCCUGUGCUGCAGCCUGCCCAGUAAGAGCCUGUGCAACACGGCUGUGCUGAGCAGCAGCCUGCAGUCUCUGGAGUACCUGAUCAACGACAUCCACCCGCCCUGCAUCAAGGAGCAGAUGCUGGGGAAAGGCUACGAGACUGUGUCCGUGCCCCGGCUGCUUGACCACCAGCACGCACACAUCCGACUCCCUGUUUACAGAUAGAAGGGGGGGAGGGGGGAGGGAGAGAGAGAGAGAGAAGAGGGGUGGUUUUGAGAAACACAAACUACUUGUGACAAACGAAUCAAGAGCUAGGGGAGAGAGGCUGGUUUUAAGGGAUCGGUCUCGGCACUGGGGGGACUAGGU